AUGGCUGCAAAAGACGAUGAAAAAUUGCAUUGUAAGGCAGUGGUCUAUCAUGAUGCCUCUUUGCCAAGUGAACAACUGUUUGUCCUAAAUGCUAAAGAUGUUUUCUGGACUGGAGGCAAAAGAGAGACCCAGUCUUUGAUAUAUACUGAAAAACCUCCACCUUUAAUCUGUGAUAGAAUUGACCUCAGUGAAUUCCGGAUUGCUCAGGCCAUGAUAUUUGCAGUUGAUGAAAUCAAUAGGGACAACAGCUUGCUUCCAAAUAUCUCAAUUGGUUACACAAUUUAUGACAAUUGUCUCUCCAGCUUGUUAUCUAUGAAGGCAGCUAUGGCUUUGAUGAAUGGAAUGGACAUAACAGCAGAUGGGUCCUGCUCUGGACAAGCAGCAGUACAAGCCAUUAUAGGGGAGUCAGAGUCUUCUCCUACUGUGGCACUUGCAAAAACUACAGGACCUUUUAAGAUCCCAGUGGUAAGUCAUUCUGCCUCAUGUGAAUGCUUGAGCAACAGAAGAGCAUACCCAUCUUUCUUCAGGACCAUACCAAGUGACUACUACCAGGGUAGAGCAUUGGCCUAUCUGGUCAAGCACUUUGGCUGGUCUUGGGUGGGAGCUGUACACAGUGAUAAUGACUAUGGCAACAAUGGAAUAGCCAUUUUUCUGAAUGCAGCCAAAGAAGAGGGAAUAUGUGUUGAGUACUCGGAAAAGUUCGAUCGAGCAAAUCCUGCCAAAAUGAUUAAAGUGGCUGAUAUUAUUAAGAAAAGCACAGCCAAAGUAAUCAUUGUAUUUCUUUCCUAUUUUGAUGUGAACUUUCUAAUAGAGCAGCUUAAUCUUAAUAAUCUCACUGGCUACCAGAUGAUUGGUACUGCAUGGAUUUCCGCCGUUGAUCUUGUAACACCAGCGAGUUUUAGGGUUUUGUCUGGAGCCAUUGGAUUUGAUGUGGGAAAAUUAAAGAUUCGUGGUUUUGCUGAUUAUGCUGCCAAUGAAUUUUGGCACACAGCACACCCAUGCUUACAUACAGAGGGAAGCACUUCUCAAACUGAAAACAGCUGCAGUAAAUAUGAAGAUAUGAUUCAAUUUAAAAACUACACUAAUGAUAUUUCAGAACUGAGAUAUGCAAAUAAUGUCUACAAUGCCGUUUAUGCUGUGGCACAUUCUCUACACAGUCUGUUGAAAUGCACAGAAAAUCAGAGUUGUCAGAAAGACGUAACAAUACAACCAUGGCAGGUUGUUAAUUCUCUAAAAAAGGUAAAUUUUACCACCAAGGUAGGAGAAAAAAUUUGGUUUGACAGCACUGGGGCAACCGCUGCAAAAUAUGAUGUGUUGAACUGGCAACGUGGGGUUAGUGGAGAAGUGGAGCUUAAGGUCUUGGGAUAUUAUGAUGGCUCACUUCCACGUGGACAACAAUUUGCCUUAACUGCAGAAGAUAUAGUGUGGGCAGCAGAGAAAAGAGAGCCAAGGUCUGUGUGCAGUGAAAGCUGUCCUCCAGGAACCAGGAAAGCUGCACAGAAAGGAAGGCCUGUCUGCUGUUACGACUGUAUUCCAUGUGCAGAGGGAGAGAUCAGUAACCAGACAGAUUCAAAUAACUGUGAGCAGUGUCCAGGAGAAUACUGGUCAAAUGCUGAAAGAGAUAAAUGUGUGUUAAAGGUUAUAGAGUUUCUCUCAUUUACAGAGGUUAUGGGGAUUAUACUGGUAUUUUUUUCUUUGUUUGGAGCUGCAUUAACUAUAUUAGUAGGCAUUUUAUUUGUAAUAAAAAAGGACACUCCUAUAGUUAGGGCCAACAAUUCAGAGCUGAGCUUCCUGCUGCUCUUCUCACUGACUCUGUGUUUCCUCUGUUCACUUACUUUCAUUGGACGGCCCUCUGAGUGGUCCUGUAUGCUGCGCCACACAGCUUUUGGGAUCACAUUUGUACUCUGUAUCUCCUGUGUUCUGGGGAAAACAGUUGUUGUUUUAGUAGCUUUUAGAGCUACACUUCCAGGCAGCAAUGUCAUGAAAUGGUUUGGGCCUCUACAGCAGAGACUCAGUGUAGUUGCAUUAACUCUCAUUCAGGUCCUUAUUUGUGUACUUUGGUUAACAAUUUCUCCUCCUUUUCCCUACAUGAACGUGAACUACUACAAGGAAAAGAUCAUUUUAGAGUGUAACUUGGGCUCAGCUAUAGGUUUCUGGGCCGAUAUAGAUAUAGAUAUAGAUGAUAACUGA
Molecule: messenger RNA, 2190 nt
Organism: Silurus meridionalis
Lineage: Eukaryota; Metazoa; Chordata; Actinopteri; Siluriformes; Siluridae
Product: extracellular calcium-sensing receptor-like
Exons: 7
Coding region: 1-2190 (729 amino acids)
Biological process (GO): G protein-coupled receptor signaling pathway
Cellular component (GO): membrane
Molecular function (GO): G protein-coupled receptor activity
Source: RefSeq, a predicted model, not a curated record